GAGGGGCCCCGCGGGCUGGGGAGGGGGCGCGCGCCCUGCGGUCUCUGCGCCGCAUCGGUUCCCGGCGCGGGGUCGCGGCGGCGGCGGCGGCGGGAGGCGGAGGAUGCGGGCUCCGGCGGCGGCGGCGCGGGCCCGGGAGGACGCGGGAGGAUGAGGAGGAGGCCGGCGGUCCGGCCGCGCGGCGCCGGGAGGAGGCGCAGGCGGCGGGGGCGGCGGCGGGCGGCGGCGGGCGCGCGGGGUGCGGGCCGGCUCGGGCGCGGAGGAUGAAGUGGAGCGUCCGCGGGGCCUGCGCCGCGCUCUCCUCCUGCCUCCUGCUCGCCUGCGCGCUCAGCGCCGCCGCCGUCGGCCUCAAGUGCUUCUCGUUGGGCUCGGAGCUGCGCGGGGAGCCGUUCCGCCUGGGGGCCGCCGCCGGCGCCUUCUACUCCGGGCUGCUGCUGGCCGCCGGCCUCUCGCUGCUCGGCGCCGCCCUGCUCUGCUGCGGACCCCGGGACGCGCCCCUCGCGGGGUCGGAACCGGGCCCGGGUUUGGGGGUCCCCGCGGCGCCGGCAGGCGCUCCCGAGGCCGCGCCGGGCGAGUCGGGGGCCGCGGCCGGGGCCCCGGGGCCGGUGAGCAGCCAGAACCUGCUUCUGCUUGGCGUCCUGGUCUUCAUGCUCGGGGUCCUCAGCGCAUUCGCGGGCGCCGUGAUCGACGGCGACACCGUGUCCCUGGUGGAGCGCAAGUACUCGCACUACUGCCUGCCCCCGCGGGCGCCAGGUUCGAGCCCCGGCUCGGCCCCGGGUUCAACCCCCGGCUCGGCGCCGGGCUCGGCCCCCGGCGCCCCGCGCGCUCGCAGCACCCUGGACAGCGCCACGUCCGCCAAGUGCCGCCAGCUGAAGGACUACCAGCGCGGCCUGGUGCUCUCCACCGUCUUCAACUCGCUUGAGUGCCUGCUGGGCCUGCUCAGCCUCCUGCUCGUCAAGAACUACAAGUCGUCGCAGGCCCGGCGCGGUCGGCGCGGCAGGCGGAGGGGAGGCCGGGCCCUGGCGCGGCCCCGCGGCGGCUCCGGGCUCCGCGCGCAGCCGCCCGCCUCUCGGGCGCGCCGGGGCCGGCGGGGCCGGCGGGGGCGGCGGCUGCAGCAGCGGCCGAGCGAGGCCUCCAUCCUGUCCCCGGAGGAGUCGGACCUGGCCGCCCCCGGGGACUGCGCGAGCUUCGCGGCGCACCACGCGGUCUCCUACAUCAACGUAGGCGUCCUCCACGCGCUGGACGAGGCGGGCGCGGAGGUGCGCUGCGGGGGGCACCCGUCGGUGGAGCUGCCGGGGUACGCGCCCUCGGACCCCGACCUCAACGCCUCCUACCCCUACUGCUGCCGGCCGCCCUGCGAGACGCCGCGGCCCUGGGAGACCCAUCGGGCCUGCUGAGCCCGCGGGCCGGACCCCCAUCCCGCGGACCGCGCUUGCGUUCCACCCACCCCGCCCCGCUCAGGACCCCCGCGGCAAGGGAGGACGGGCAGCGGGGCGGGGUCCAGGGCCAGGCCUCAGGGGCGCCGCCUCUUCCACGUGGCUUUGCAGCCUCCGGCCUGGCCCCCUCUGCGGGCUCCGUGACCACAGGAGGGGGCCCCUGAUGUGACCAUUUCUGUAUCUGGGAGGUUUCUCUUCUUAUUUGUGUCGUUCAUAUCUGGAUUCCAUUUUCAAGUUUACAAUAAAUGUUUGGGCUUGGCUAGCCCGACUGCACUUUUCUUGGCAAGUCCAAACCCUGGGGCUGCUCUGCCUGGUGGUCCGAGGCGAGGGGGACAGAGCGAGCGCCCCAGGACGGCGACUUCCCACGGAGGAAGAGCAGACAGAGACGCAGAGCAGCUGGUAAUUCAGAAAGAAGAAGUGAGAACACCCAACAGCAACACUUUGUACACGGAUGUGCCUGCUUUUGUUGAUACUUUCUUACUGUAAAGCUCUCCAUAAAUAGUGAAAAUGUUUGGUAAAUUUAUUGCAAUUUAAAAUUGGUGAGUUCCUUUAUUAAAUUAAUUGCUAUGUUA
Molecule: messenger RNA, 2008 nt
Organism: Pan troglodytes (chimpanzee)
Lineage: Eukaryota; Metazoa; Chordata; Mammalia; Primates; Hominidae
Product: transmembrane protein 271
Exons: 1
Coding region: 264-1397 (377 amino acids)
Source: RefSeq, a predicted model, not a curated record